CUUCAUAUAAAACAAACAAAGGAAAAACCCAACACCUUCUUCAAUCCCAUAUCCUCUUUGAUCCAUCUCUCCGAUCUCAUCUCUGAAACCCUUGACUCUUACCCAACAUCCCAUUUGGCAAUUUCUUCAUCCUUCAUCAUGCUCUAACCCUAAAACCCCUGAUUUCUAGACGACCUAGAACCCUGUUUUCUCAGAUUUCACGGCUCUGGUUCACGAUCUGGGGUGGUUUUGUGAGUGUUGUUUUGUGCAACGCGCGGGCUUAGGGGUUUCGAAGAGCAUACGAUAAUGCCUUCGGUGCCCAUUCAACUCCUGCUACGACCCUUGGUCCCUAACUUGACUUCCUUCCACGGCGGCUCUAGCUCUCAUCGUCUGAAACGUAUGGAAAAAAGCGAUCGGCGUGGUAAUCUUAGUUAACAUUAGGUUUUAAUAUCACUUUGGGUUGUUCUUUUUGUGGUUCUUGCUCAGCUUCCCAGACUCCCUGUUUGUUGGGUUUUUGGUGUUCUUCUCGUUUUGUGGUCUGCAAGAGGUUAGAUAAUUUUGUCAAGAAAUCUGAGGUUUAGGGAUCGGAGGAUCCGUAAGGCUUACAAAGUUUGGUAUUGGUUUAUAAGUUCUUGGUCUCAAGGUUAUUCUAGCUCUGAACUUUAUACGAGAAUCUGGUAUUGUAGAUGGACAUAAGCUCUCCGUGUGGUAAGUCGGUGUUGAAAAAUGUAGGCAGCUUCCCAGGUUUGCAGCCCUCUGCGAACCAAGCACAAAGUCCUAAUAGUUCGCUUUCGGAUCGUUUGGUAAGUGACCUUGUAAAUGCUGUUGACGAGUCCUUGAAUAUCAAAGAUGUUGGAGAAGAGUCCUUGAAUAUUAAAGAUUUGGUUGAAGAGUCGUUGAAUCUCAAAGAUGUUGGAGAAGAGUCCUUGAAUAUCAAAGAUUUUGUUGAAGAGUCGUUGAAUCUCAAAGAUGUUGGGAAAGAGUACGUUGGUAUCAAAAAUGUUGGAGAAGUGGAACAUGCUUCUUCUAAUGAGGAAAUUAUUAGCGGCGUGGAGGAAAGAGACGCAUGCGAAGGUCCUAAAGCACAACAGGGAAAAAUCACUCAGAAGUGCUUGAAUAAGUGUGUAACCUUUCCUAAUGCUAAUGGGGUGCUGCCUCGUAAUGCCUCCUCAGAUAUGGCAGAGGAGGAACCCAAAACAGCCAUGCAGACGCCAUUUGUGGAGGAACAUCUUCACCAAGCUUACUCACGCUCAGUGUCUUUGCCUGCUCCUUCGAAGCUACUUUCUGCAAUGAAAGGCAGCCGGGAGAAAGAGGGGUUAUCACCAGGGAAACUUACUGUCACUUGGGCCCCUGAUGUGUAUGAUCCGCCUGCUACAUCGAUGUCGCACACAGUUACAGGCAAGAAACAGCAGAAGUCAAAGAACAAGAAAAAUUGGAAGAGAGAUGGAAAGAAGGGGCAAAAGGGCAGCUCUUCUCGAGGAAAAGAGAAGAAGCAAUAUCGCAAAGGUGGGGCUUCCGAGAGGUCUCACAGAUAUCUGGAUUCCCGUGAAACAUUGGUUGACACAAACAAUGAUUUUGGUGACCUUGUGGUUGGCAGCCCAGACCCACAUUCUUAUUGUGGGAGCUCCUUAUUGAAAAAUUCGCUCACAAGCAUGCAUUACCCAGUUGCAGAAGCCCUGUGAACCACAUAUUUUGUUGCGAGUAUCACAUCCUACGCUGUGUACAUAAAUAAUUAUCACUCACUACAGUUCUGUUGGGGUGGGUUGGGUGUUUGAGAAAACUUGGAACAAUAUGCUACUCUGUUUGUGUCUGUCGUUGAGCCAGUGUGGUGAUCCCUUUAUAUAUAAUGUGUGGUUUUCUUAUGUUCCUUUUGCAGCAGCAUUUUGUAAUUGUAUUCGGUGUAAUGGGUUGGCCUCACUUGUUAAUUUCCCAUUUCGAUAAAUUUAUAGGAUUCUUUGUUCUG
Messenger RNA from Prunus avium (sweet cherry), 1942 nucleotides. RefSeq lists its product as uncharacterized. The record is from RefSeq and is a predicted model, not a curated record. Lineage: Eukaryota; Viridiplantae; Streptophyta; Magnoliopsida; Rosales; Rosaceae.